UUUGACGAGUUAAUUUAUCUUGAAGGUGUUUAUCCACUAGCUCUUGUUGCCGUGGUGUAGGUACCGCAAAUGAUAGGCCAGCUAAAGUUGAGAGUAAUAAAGAGCGUAGAAGCAUUGUUUUCUUGAGACCUGCUCUGUAUAUUUAAAAUUAAAAGAUUAGAAUUUACUUGAUGAUUAUUUAUCAAGAAAACAUCGAAUCUAGUUUAAUUUGUUUUUAUACCUUCCGUAUUUAGAAGGUAAUGUGAAAAUUUUUUGACUCAAUUUUAAUACGCGGAUGCGGAGUUUACUAAAGUCGUCAACGGAUUUUAUCAGAAAGUGAAACCUUAUGUGGAGAACACUAAUUGGGUGACGAUAGCCUUACAUUGAUGAACUUGCGUCAGAACCUUCAACCAACCAACCAACCAACCAGAUAAUACGUGGAACAUAGCACAAUGUCAGAAGCAUUUCCUUCAACUAAAACAAUCCAAGAAGAUGGAUUGGAAGCUAGCUUGGAAAUAUAUCAAGAUAGACUAAUGGUUAUAAUCACGGAAAUCGGCAGAGUUAGCUCGUUGAUACAGGUUGAUAUUUCAGAUAAGGAAGAGAGUAACGAACUAAUAGAGAAUAUCUACUACGAACCAUCAAUACACAGCAACUUGCUCAAUCUACUGGGACAGUAUAGCAAUCAGGAGCAGCUGGUAUCUAAUACUAUAGCUACCUUGUUUUUGAAAGGGAGUAAAGUAUCACCAUCUCUACCGUUCACAAGCUGCGUCGUUGGAUUGGGAUUGAAUGUAAAGGAAGAGAUGACAAGAGAGAGGUUAAUAAAGAUACUGGCAUUGUGUACGAAAUUAAUGUAAUUUUAUUUAUUUAUGAAAUAGCGAGAAAUGUCCCUAACUGCCC
Wallemia mellicola CBS 633.66 is the source of this 876-nucleotide messenger RNA. RefSeq lists its product as hypothetical. The transcript has a single exon. Lineage: Eukaryota; Fungi; Basidiomycota; Wallemiomycetes; Wallemiales; Wallemiaceae. Bases 432 to 833 code for a protein of 133 amino acids. The record is from RefSeq and is a predicted model, not a curated record.